This is a messenger RNA of Talaromyces rugulosus, 3777 nucleotides long. RefSeq lists its product as uncharacterized. The transcript has 8 exons. Gene Ontology annotation, cellular component: cytosol. Bases 1 to 3777 code for a protein of 1258 amino acids. The record is from RefSeq and is a predicted model, not a curated record. Gene Ontology annotation, biological process: cytoskeleton organization. Lineage: Eukaryota; Fungi; Ascomycota; Eurotiomycetes; Eurotiales; Trichocomaceae.
AUGUCGCUCUCGGAUACACCUCUGGCAUCCCUGUCCUUGACACAUGUGCACUAUAACCCCGACGACAUCGUCUCGUAUGCUUCUGCCUGGCUAGCACUCGUCCCACAAGCAUUAUGCGUCACCUACGUUUCCCUGAUUUGGGCCUCCCGAGAGCUGGAAAUUAUCUUGAUGUUCGCUGGUCAGAUGAGCUGUGAAGCGUUGAACUUUGCGCUGAAAAGGUUGAUUCGAGAAGAAAGACCCAAAUACAUGCAGGGCAAAGGCUAUGGAAUGCCUUCUUCGCACGCACAAUUCGUGGCAUACUUCUCGUGUUACGUCACGUUGUUCCUCCUUUUAAGACACAAGCCAAACUUCUCCGUCACACCAAACGCCGCAACUUUAUUCCAACGAGUCGCCAUAUCCUUCCUUGCUUUUGUUGGAGCCAGUGCGGUGGCAAUCAGUCGGUUAUACCUAAAUUACCAUACUAAAAAGCAGGUCUUGGUCGGGUGUUCCGCCGGUGUCUUAUUCUCUAUCGUCUGGUUCUUCGCCAUCACCUUCUUGCGGGAAUCGGGUUGGAUUGAUUGGGCGCUUGAUUUGUCUUUACUUCGCGCCCUGCGAGUCCGAGAUUUAGUAGAUCACAACAUGUCUACCGAUACCAUUGACGGCAAUGGACCUGGCCAGGUCAUUGUUAUGGCAGAUGAGGUUGACCAAACUGGAACCGACAUAUCACCUGUUCCCGAUGAACAACUCAUGGCAGAGGUGGUCGAUGGUCUCACACUUGAACCAUCACCAGUUAUUGAAGAGCAGCCUCAAGAUCUCUCCGCCCCUAGAGAUCCAAGAACAAUAGGAAGGCCUGCAAUUAGACGUGAUGUCGCGCCUCCGCCACCCUUGCAGCCACCUCCUCCAGCCCCCGGACAACAGGCCGCUGAGCUGGCACCGGAUUCGCUUAGCCUUGCCCAGUUGAGGCGAAUAGUGCAGGACAUCCCUCGAGUUGAGCAGCAAGUCUACGCAUUUCGCUAUGCUGACUGUCAGCCUUUUCCCGAAGAGCUCGACGAGUGGUUUCAGUAUAGUGAGCCAGAGCGUAUGAUGCUACUUGGAUCCAAGGUGUCAUUUGAUCAGCAAUGGCAUGAAUUCUGUCAGCAGAGUCCCGGACAUUCGGAUUCCUCGUGGUUAGAUGUCAGUCGUGAUUUUCAAAAAUCCUUUAUUGAGUCCCUUUUGGCAAAUUUGGACCAUUCGGAUAUGUUUUCACGCAUCGAGGCAUUAGAAGCCAUUUGCUAUACAAUGUGUGGUGUAUGGGGACUUACCGGUGGAAGACAUGUGGAUGAUUAUCCCGAUCAGCCUACGGAAGAAGAAGAAGCCGAAACACCGAAGUCAAAAUCACUUCAGAUUAAAUUGAUUGUGGACAGUGUGCUCCUCCUGCAUGAUUGUGGCGGGAUUCCAAAACUUUUCGAAUAUAUGAAGAUCGUCUACGACAAAGAACGAAAUAUGGCGGAUGCCGAGUGCAUUGACUUGGAUAAUGAAAAGGAACACGCAGCAUUCCUUAUAGCCCGCGAACGCGAAGCGAAUCUGAUCUUAACGUGUCUGUAUUUUGCUGUCGAAGUGGCUAGGAGACUGGAGUCUCUUAACAAAGAUAAUGUGCAGUUACGGGACACAAUUGCUGGGCUAGAACCCAGUCUACUUAUUACUCUUGUUGAAAUAAUUGCUGGGUUGCGUUGGGAUGAUUCCGCUAGCAUUCCUUUCACACGGUUUGUUUUACUUUUUUGGAAAUCAGUCCUCCUCAUCUUUGGGGGAAGCCAAAGCUUAAAGGACGCAAAAAAGGAGCUUGAACCUACGAUGAACAUACCGGAAGACCCAGCAAACUGCCGAGAGCCCUUCCUGACUGCGUCUCCGCUUGAUUAUCAUGUUUUUCGCCAGGAGGUCACAUCAAAAUACCCUUCAUAUAACCCCCCGCCACCUGUGGUACCGUUAGAGCUGGAACAUAAUUCGAUACUUCCGCCCCUUCCUAACCAUCCGAGUCGCCUGGCAUCAGGAAACGGGCUUUUCUCGGCUUCGGGCUCUACGGCUUCCGGUGGCAGUGGUUCAAUUCUUCAUCAAUCCGUCCACAUCGCUACUCCCGCUCCAUCGCCGCCACCAUCGCCUAUUGGGCCUGGUGGUAAAGCCGGGAAGAAGCAAAAUUAUCAAACCAACCAAAAUUUCCCCUUUAUGUAUCCACCUCUAGAUGGCUCCAGCAACAACAUUGGUGGAAAAGGCAAAGGCGAGAUGCAGGACACUCUGGUUGGAAAGCGGUGGGAAGGAAGUGAUGUUCCUGCGUCUAUUAUCGAAGCCGGGAAACUAUUCUCCAGUCAUGUGAAAAUGACUAGGGCGACGCGUCAACUAUGGGAAGAACGAGAGCGGUUCAUGAAAUUCGAGCGAGGCUGGAACAUGGACGAUAAAAGUCUUCAGCCCGAGAACGGUGGAUACGGCCAAGAAGAAAUCUCUUCAGCGGAAACAGAGAACAAGAAUCAAAACGAAGAACUUCCAAAGGAAACCGAAAACGAAGGCAUCCAGCGGCGACUGGACGCAGUAGAGGCUUUCUAUAAUCAGAAACAAGCGAUGCCGCAUCUCCAAUCGAUCGUCAUCGUCUUGCUAAAGGUGAUUUUGACGAAUGUUAGUGCCAUGGUAAACCAAGGCAAUGGCCCAAAUGGUCACGAUCCAGGGGCUGCCAACGGCUAUCCUUCAACUAGUUCGACCCACGAGGAACCUCCCACCGACAUGGAAGAAAUCGAUAUGGCUAGACUUCGCGAAGUCACGGGAAAGGCCGUAUCCGGGUCUCUAUUGCUUCUCCUCAAAUGGUUCAAAAGAUCUCAUAUCUUUAAAUUUGAAUAUCUCACUCAACUACUACUCGACUCUAAUUAUCUUCCAUUAAUACUAAAGAUGUUUGCUCAUCAAGAUGUGGACCAGGCGGUAGAUCAGGUGAAUGAUCACAAGGAGCUCAGUUUUUUCCAGUUUUGCCUUCGCAAUUCUCAAAAUGCGCCUGACCAUGACGAUUCAUUGGACGGUGAAUCUUCGGAAGAUGACGCUGUUCCACCACCCAUACUUCGACGGAGACAUUCGCUUGAUGGAAGUUCUUCGGUUCGAGGGCUGUCACCAGAAAAAUCUGCAAUGUCCGAAUAUCAUGAUGGCUCUCAGCGUCCAGAGGUAGAUGAGCUAGGGUAUCCAACCGGUCAAUUCCCCAAGGACCCGAUCACAGCCUAUUCUUUCCGCAAUUUCUUUUCGGCUAUUAAUUAUCUGCAUAUAAUGCAAAAGAUUACACGAGACAAAUCGCACCGCUGCCUUUUGCUUGUUCAAUACAAAUCAAGCACCAUUCUACGCAAAGGAUUGAAGAUCCCUGACCCCGAUCUUCGGUCAUACACCUUGAAACUUUUCAAGUCACAAGUUCCAUUCUGCGGCCGGAAAUGGCGCCAAACCAACAUGCGGGUUAUUACGGCUAUAUAUCUCUAUUGCCGGCCAGAAUUGCGCGACGAUUGGCUGGCAGGCUCGGACGUCGAUGCUGAAGUUGAAGAGGCACUUCCUUUAGAACAGGCGCUUCGCGGUCUCACUCACUGGUGGCAUCUGCGCCGGUAUAGAGAUGUGAUGAAUAUCGAAGAAGGGGCCUCACUUGUGGAAGAGGAAAGAGACUUUUUCUCAAGAGAAUUGGAAGCCAUGGGUUGGGGCAUCUACAGUGAAGAUAUGCUUAAUGAUCUUGAUGAGAGAGAUCCGGGUGCUCCAACAAACGGGCAAACUGAAUGGGACGGAGGACCACUGCAAAUGGAGGGCUGGUAG